AUGCCAACAUCAUUUGAUACGGAACAUGAACGUUUGCGCGAAGACGAAGCACGAAAAGUGAAUUGGAAACGUUGGGGACCAUACUUAUCAGAAAGGCAAUGGGGUACUGUGCGAGAAGAUUAUUCGGAUACAGGUUCAUGUUGGGAUUAUUUUUCACAUGAUCAAUCUCGAUCACGUGCAUAUCGAUGGGGUGAAGAUGGUCUUCUAGGUUUCACCGAUCGCGAAUGUCGUUUGUGUUUUGCGUUAUCCUUAUGGAAUGAAAAAGAUCCUAUACUCAAAGAACGUCUAUUUGGUUUAACUGGACCAGAAGGAAAUCAUGGUGAAGAUGUCAAAGAACUGUAUUAUUACCUUGAUUCAACACCAACGCAUUCAUAUUUUAAGAGUCUUUAUAAGUAUCCUCAAAAUGAAUAUCCAUAUCAAAAAUUAAUCGAGGAAAAUCGUCGCCGUUCAAAGGAUGAUCGCGAAUACGAACUUCUUGAUACAAAACUAUUCGAUAAUAGUGAAUACUUUGAUAUAUUUGCUGAAUAUGCCAAAAACGCUCCUGAUGAUAUUGUAAUUCGAAUACAAAUUCACAAUCGGUCGAACAAGGAUGCGCCAUUACAUCUGGUCCCAACGUUAUUCUUUCGCAAUACAUGGUCGUGGGGUUGUAAACACGAAGGUUGUACCAUGCGUCCCAAGAUUGAACAAAAAGAUGGCGAAGCUUUUCUUCGCACUAAACAUGACACAUUGGAACCGUUUCUCUUCGAUAUUAAUCCCGAUGAGGAUGGUCAGCUGCCAGAGGUACUCUUCACUGAAAAUGAAACGAAUUUCAAACGAUUAUACCAACUAGAGAAUCGUACCCCAUAUGUGAAAGAUGCGUUUCAUGAAUAUGUUAUAAAUAAUCGAAAAGAUCUGAUUAAUCCGAAACACAGAGGAACAAAAGUUGGUCUAUAUUAUCGUUUGAAAGUUAAAGCAAAUUCAUCGGCAACAAUACGUCUUCGACUGUAUCGUUUAUUCGAUGAUACGAAGGUACCAAUGAAAUUGGAUUUCAAAGAGAUCGAUCAAAUAUUCGAGCAACGAACUCAGGAAGCAAACGAAUUUUAUUCAACAAUAAUGCAUCCUCAACUGAAUGCCGAUGAGAAAAACACUGUUCGACAAGCGUACGCUGGUCUUUUACAUAGCAAACAAUUUUAUCAUUAUAUAGUAGAAGAUUGGAUUGCGGGUGAUGCUGAUGUUAUGUCAUCAUCCGAAACGCGAAAACAGAAUGUGCGAAAUAAAGAUUGGCCACACUUGUAUUGUCGAGAUAUUCUAUCGAUGCCUGAUAAAUGGGAGUAUCCCUGGUUUGCUAGCUGGGAUUUAGCAUUUCAUGUUAUUCCGUUUGCUCAUAUCGAUCCACAUUUUUCCAAAACUCAAAUACGACUACUGUUACGCGAAUGGUACAUGCAUCCAAACGGGCAAAUUCCUGCCUAUGAAUUCAAUUUCAGUGACGUUAAUCCACCGGUGAGUGCAUGGGCUGCUUGGCGAGUCUAUAAGAUGUCAACAGAUAAAAAGGAAGAACGUGACCGGUCAUUUCUUGAAAGUGUAUUCCUCAAGUUGCUUAUGAAUUUCACUUGGUGGGUUAAUCGAAAAGAUCCAAAUAAUCAGAACUUAUUUGCUGGAGGAUUUCUCGGUCUAGACAAUAUCGGUGUAUUCGAUCGAUCAGCUGAAUUACCCGAAGGCGGAACUAUGCACCAAUCUGAUGGCACUGCAUGGAUGUGUUUCUAUUGUUUGACUAUGUUUGGCAUAGCAUGUGAAUUAGCUGGUGGAGUUAACGGUGAGCCAGUCAUUGAAGCGUACGAAGAUAUGGCAUCGAAAUUUUUUGAACAUUUCGUACAAAUUGUCGAUGCUAUGAAUCUUCAUGGAGGUACAGGUUUAUGGGAUGACGAUGAUGGGUUUUAUUAUGAUCAAGUCAAAUGCGGUGUCACCGAUAAAGUUAUACCAUUAAAAACACGCUCGCUCGUUGGUGUACUACCAUUAAUUGCUGUGUCUGUUCUUGAAGUUGAAAAAAUGAACAGUUUACCAGGCUUUCAACGACGAUUUAACUGGUUCUUAAAGUAUCAGCCAAAUCUUCGGCAACAUAUUAUUCAACGGAAGUCAACACGCAAUGGCAGUAGUGAUGCUUUUCUUCUUGCGAUACCGUCCGAAGAACGUCUUCGUCGUAUGCUUGGCUAUAUACUCGACGAAGAUGAAUUUCUUUCUGAAUAUGGUCUUCGUUCAUUAUCAAAAUAUCAUGAAAAACAUCCAUAUGUAUUCGAACCUGGUAGUAAGCAUGAACUAUGUGUUAGUUACUCACCAGCUGAAUCGAAAACGAGCAUGUUUGGUGGCAACUCGAAUUGGCGAGGACCGAUCUGGUUGUGUAUCAACUAUUUAGUUAUCGAAGCACUCGAACGGUAUCAUCGAUCGUACGGUGAUGAUUGGAAAGUUGAAUGUCCAACACGAAGUGGAAACUGGAUGAAUCUACGCGAAGUGUCUCAAGAACUUGCGAAACGCUUAGUGAAAAUCUUUCUUCUGAACGAAGAUGGCAAACGACCAUUGAAUGGGGACGAGUCAAUCUAUUCCACUGAUGCCCACUUUCGUGAUCUUGUACUUUUUUAUGAAUACUUUCAUGGUGACACAGGUCGCGGACUAGGUGCAAGCCAUCAAACAGGCUGGACAGCAUUGAUCAUCCAACACAUACAAGAUAUUGCUGAACUGAGAAAAGACUAA
Messenger RNA from Adineta ricciae, 2724 nucleotides. NCBI's taxonomy places the organism in Eukaryota, Metazoa, Rotifera, Eurotatoria, Adinetida, Adinetidae. The record is from the annotation of a GenBank genome assembly.